GAUAUUAAAUAUGAUACUAAAAUAUUGGUUCCAUUGAAGCACCAUCUCUAAGGGUUAAUUCUGAAAUCAAAAGGUCAAUAGAGAUGGAAAAUUAUUAUGAGGCACCUAAACAAAUUAAUGUUACUAAUCCUAUGAUUAGUAAUAGUACUAAUUUUGGUUAUGAUGAUGAUGUGGCUUUGAGUGAAAAGUUGAUUAAUGAAGGAAUUUAUUUAACAUGGAAAGAUUUAUGGGUAACUGUGCCUGAUAAAAAAAGUGGGAGGAGAACUAUUUUGCAAGGGCUUACUGGUUAUGUACAACCUGGUGAAGUUUUAGCAAUUAUGGCUCCUUCUGGUUGUGGCAAAUCAACUCUUCUUGAUACUCUAGCAGAUCCUGCUAAUGCAGAUGCAUCCCAGGCAAACCGCGAGGAGGUGGAUUCAAGAUCAAUAUUUGUUGGCAAUCUUGCUUACAUGGCUAAUUCCAAGCAUAGAUAUAUGUGUUACACUUUUUUAAAAGUGUAAUUGAGCAGGUCCAAGUGGAGGGAAAUGGAUACAGAAGAUACUCGUAGCAGAUAUCAAUUGUUUGGUUUUGAUGUAGUUGAACUGUAGUAAUAAUUGUUGUAUAUUUGGUAGUUCUGUUGUUUAGUGAAAGUAGGAAUCUGUAUGCAGAAGAAGCUUGUUUAUGACUUUAUGUAGUGUGAGUUUUGAUUUGCCA
This is a messenger RNA of Solanum lycopersicum (tomato), 690 nucleotides long. Lineage: Eukaryota; Viridiplantae; Streptophyta; Magnoliopsida; Solanales; Solanaceae. The record is from RefSeq and is a predicted model, not a curated record.